AUGAGCGAAAUCUUCAAGAAGGAGACCUCGUCGUCUUCAAGGAAGAUGGUCUCCCUCCUCUCAAAUGAAGCUCUUAACAUGGGCUCUGACAACGUCUGCAGGGUGGCCGACUUCACGACGUUCCGAGGAAUUGAACGACGAGCCGUAAACAAGGUCUGCCUACUACCACUUGAAAAUGACAUCUUCACAGAAGAGGAGAACAAGGAUCUUGAAAGUUGA
Pieris macdunnoughi is the source of this 219-nucleotide messenger RNA. NCBI's taxonomy places the organism in Eukaryota, Metazoa, Arthropoda, Insecta, Lepidoptera, Pieridae. The record is from the annotation of a GenBank genome assembly.